Molecule: messenger RNA, 7884 nt
Organism: Exserohilum turcica Et28A
Lineage: Eukaryota; Fungi; Ascomycota; Dothideomycetes; Pleosporales; Pleosporaceae
Exons: 6
Coding region: 1-7884 (2627 amino acids)
Molecular function (GO): protein binding
Source: RefSeq, a predicted model, not a curated record
AUGGCGGAGCGCGACGCUGCUGGGCAACGCUCUCUCGAGCAGGAGCCUCAGCAGACUAUCGACGCCCCCCAUGCGGCGCAGGGCGCUGCUCUGGCUCUGGAGCACAUGGGGCGAGGGCGGCGAGGCGUCGGCGGCCGUCAGAAGUUCGUCGGCGAGGCUGCGGAGCUCGGCUAUCUGGUUGUUCAUGGGCGGGAGUUUGGAGGCGGCCGUCGACGACCUGAUGCCUUUCGCCAUGUCCGCGGCUUCGAGACGCUGCUCGUCACCCUCCGCUCGCUCUCGGGCUUCUACAAGCCGGCUGAGCUGGCCGCCCCCGACCGCAUCGACUUCUUCGAGGUGAUCAAGGCAGCGCUCGAUGUGCUGUCAGACGCACUCAACGAGCAUGCCGGUAACAGGCGCUUCUUUGCGAAGCGGGUCGAGCAGGGCGGUUGGAAUGCAUUGGAGCAGGCCCUGGGCAGCACGGGCAUCUUUGGCGGUCAGUCCCAGAGCAAGCGUGAUGAUGCGGGGCAGGAGCAGCUCUUCGGCACCCUCUUCGCCUUUGCAGUGGGCGAAGAGGCAAUGACAAGGAUAUUCAGGGACGUCGAUAAGAAGAUGGAAGAGGCACAGCCCGACCAAGACGAGGCUCCCGCACCACACGGCGGCGAGCAGCCCGCCGACAUUGUCGUGUCUAGCCCACGGUCCGUGUACAGCGACGCCGAGAUAGAUGUCGAGUCAUUGCGCGCCCAGGUACGCGCCAUCUUCAGCGGGAAUGAAGUGCUGCAGAACCCAGACAUCAUGCCCACCAUCUUCCACUUCUGGCAGGGCUUGUCGGGCAAGGAUGUCCCGGGCACGCGCUCUAAACCACUUUCCCUUUCGGUACUCCUUGCCAUUCUUGAGAUGACUGCGCUGUCCUCGUACAAUAAAGCUGCUCUGCAUGUCACGGGCGUAUUGAGCUCAAUACUACCUCUGCUUUUCGAAAACAAGUGCGCUCCCAUAGAAGCCGGCCUGCUGCAAGAUCUGGCCAACGAUUUGGUGCAAUAUGGCAUCAACAAGCUCGACGACGCCUACUACCUCUUCCGCAAGGCUGCGUCUUCGGAAAAGGCGGCCGAGUUUCUCUUACGCGGCAUGCGCUCGUCGCGCGACCCGCCAUUCAUCCAAUUCGAUCUGUCGUUGCACGGCUUCAGCGCAGUUGAACUCCCAGAUAUCGGCCGGCCGUUUCCGCCCGUCUCCCCCGGGGCCGGCUACACAUUUGCUGCAUGGGUGCGAGUCGACAAGUUUGACACUGACUGCCACACUACACUAUUCGGAGCGUAUGACGACACACAAACGUGUUUCCUCAUGGCAUACCUGGAGCGGGAUACCCGCUGCUUCAUUUUGCAGACUUACAUGGGGCAUUCGUCGGGCGUUAUUCCCAGUGUACGGUUCAAAAAGGCCCCGCGGUUUGAAGAGGGCAGAUGGUACCACAUUGCGGUUGUCCAUCGAAGAGCCAAGGCCAUUGGCAUGGGCCCUGCCAAAGCAUCCCUUUUCGUGGAUGGUGAGUUUACCGAGACCAUGAAAGCGCACUACCCAUCGCACCCCCCAGUGCUAGACAGUAGCCAGGAGAGCUUUGCCUCGAUGUCUUCCAGCAUCUCCAAGCACCAUAUUCUCGCAUUCCUAGGAACACCACGGAAUCUCGCGCCUCGACUAGGAAGGAACGUCAUCUCUUCAAAGCUGUCAGUCGCUUCAUUCCAUCUUUUUUCCGAGCCACUGUCGGACGAGCUGAUUGCUGUGUAUCAUAAACUUGGCCCACGCUACUGUGGAAACUUUCAAGACAAGCUUGGGUCUUUCCAAACCUACAGAACUUCUGCUGAGCUUCAUGUUCACAAUGAGAUACUUCACCCGGGGAGAGAAGAGCGCUCAGAUAUUGUGGCGGCGAUCCGAGCACCUGCAAGCCAUCUCAUGUCCGAGUCCAAGAUCAUACUGAGCUUUUCGCCUAAUUCUGUCAUGGACGAUGACGACAGAAAUUCCAUCGAUGAGUCUCAGCUGAUUCGGUCGCUGUCGCGAGAAGCAGCCAAAACCCUUCACAAGUACACCAGGAUGCAUAGCACGCCAAUCAUUAUCAACGCUGCUGUUCCGUCUGUAAAUGAUGCCUUGACACAGCCACGGGGGUUUGGACUGCUGUCUGGCGACCCCGUCGUUGUUGUUCCCCAAUCGCUCGAUGAUGCAAUCUGGCGAGUUGGGGGGUGUGUUGCUGUUGGCUUAAAGCUGGUGCAAUCCGCCCAAACCCUGCAAAGCAUGCUCCGUGCCGUCAACAUACUACUAGAGGCUGUUGGAGGCAACUGGCGCAAUUGUGAAGCCAUGGAGCAGCGCAACGGGUUUGCGGUUCUGGCCGAAGUCUUGCGCCAGAAGAUUGGAUUCACCAUGGGUGGGUUGGUAACACGGAAUCCUUCAUCACUUGAUGUUACACAGGACGAGUGUGAAGCAUUCGUUCUGCAGCUGCUGCGAGUCAUUCUUCGAUUUGUUGGAUAUGAUGAGGAGCAGCCGACUGAGUCGCUCAUCAUCAAUCCACUCGCGUACAGAGUCCUUCUGGUCGACUUGGAAAUCUGGCGCCGAGCUACUUCCUUGGAGAUUCAGAAACUCUACUACUCGCAAUUUGUCCAAUUUGCCCGGGGCAGCAAACACCAUCACUACAAUGCGAAGCGCUUUCAUAGAAUACGUGUGGUCAAGCGCCUCACAGACGCUCUCAAGGGAGAAAGGUUCACCCCGCAGACCUUCAAACUCUUUCUUGAUGCUUUCAGGACUCUCUUGUUAAUCAAUUUCAACGGGGAGAAUGCGAGAUCACUUUCUCUUUUUGUUACGUAUGCACUGCAUGACAGUCGUGCGUCUUAUGGGAAGCGACCGCUGCGCCCAAGAGUAAGCGCUGUUCGUCUUCGGAAAAAUACGUCACCUGCAUUGGCACCAGACGCUACACCACGGUCAAGAAGUCCAGCUCAAAAAGGCGCGGAUACGCCGCCAUUGUCUCUGCCAGAUUUAGGCAUUGCUAUUCUCAACCUCCUAGCAGAACUGCUGUGUGACCCUCACAACCCGAACGAGGUAGUACGCUUUGCAAAGAACGUCACCGGCAAAUGGCUCCUUUACCUCCUCGCUGAACCUGAUCAGCGGGUCGUCACUCUCGGUGCAAAGAUUCUAGCCCGAUUGCUUGUGCUCAAUGGAACGCAUUAUGUCAAGAAGUUUGCGGACAAGACAGGCGGAUUCAUCCUCAUGAAGAACAGACUGCGCCACUGGUGGAACACUCCGGGCAUCUGGACCAUAUGCUUUGCCGUCCUGUUUGGGCGCGACGUGGCAACUAUAGACUUUGAGCGUGAUUUCGAUGUCUUCAAUCUGGUCGAUAUCUUCAUCGCUCAUUCACCCCAGUCUGAGCUAAGGAUCUGCUACCCGGAAGUUUUUCCUGUAAUCACAGCAAUGCUAGAGACAGGACUACGAGCCAUUGUGCGCGAUCGCGAUCUGGCUCGGACGGACAACAAUACUCCCAAACAGGAAAACGGUGAAGGCACCGUCACUCGAGGCCGACGCAGAACGAUGUCGCUGAAUGCCAAGCAGCCGACCGUCGACUUACGCGCGCCCCAGACCGACCGCUUGAACGACUAUGCUGUUGUUUUGAACUCCGCCAUCCAAUUCCUGUCUGAACUGCACUCUCGCGCUGAAGGGUUCCGUGACUAUGCGAACACAUCUAAUUAUGUUCAAGAGUUGUUGUUCGUUCUGUACCCGGUGAUUGUGACGUCUGACAGUGUGAGCGCAGAGACGGAGCUGCUUUCAAGAGGCUCAGCGUUGACGUUUGAGGGCCAGGACGUCGUGAUACAGCCACUUUCCAAAGCCAAUGGAAACGAAGCUCCCGUGAUUCGCACCACUCACGCUGACGCAUCACCUGCACCUUCUUCUCGCCGCGUGCUGCCUCUUCGUAGAGCAUCAUCUUUUGUGCUCGUAUCGGCAGAUAAGAAGAAGGUUGCUCAACAGCCUUCUCUGAACCCUAUCCUCUCCUCAAGGACGACUCCCCCUAUGCCGCUAAAGGUGGGCAGUACGGUAGUUGAGGCUAUGCUGGAGGUCAUUCUGGAUGUCUUCAAGGACCAAAUAUUCACACGCAAAGACUUCCCUGGCUUGGGGUUAUUCUUGAAAACACCCCCAGGAUUCCAAGAACACCAGGCAUAUUUCGAAUCAUACAUUCUACGACAGACUAUGCUGUCCGCGAGGAACGCACUGCAACUUGACCAACAGCUUUUGCAUGAGCCUCGGGUUCUUACGAAUCUCUCACGGUUUGUCCAGCACGUGUCUGAAGCCGUCUUCGAAGGGUGGUUCCUCGAAGGUGCAGAGCCUUUACUCGACUUUGCUGGUUUUCUUUUGGAAUAUUUGGAGCGCCCCGACAUUGCGGCCAUCAAAUCCGUCAGACUUUGCACGCAAGCUAUUCAGUCAAUUCGCACCACUUUCUUGAAAGUUGCUCUUCUCCGGCUAGCCGACCCAGACGAAUCCGAAGGCGGAGUAAGCACCACCGCAGUGAUUGAGAAGAUGGUAUAUUGGCAGCCGAUCAUCUUGUCGUCUGCUAACAACGAGACUUUCUCAUUGAAGAUGAUUUGUUAUCUACUGUACUCGCAACUGUCCUCGGAACACAUGACAGUACGCCUUGCAGCGGCGAGCUUCUGGAGGUUGUUAAUGGUUCAGAAGCCCCACGAAACAUCCAUGAUACUAGCCGAUGCGAUUCAUGGAGACACCAAGGACCUAUACGAUGGUUUCCAGAAGCUUGUCGAAUUAGACAAUGAGACUUUCCUCGAGUGGCUUGACAAUAACAAGGCAGAAAUGGAUCGAUUCUUCUUCGGCUCAAUGACUAAAUCAUGGGAAGAUUAUGUCCAUGGCCAGAACAAGAAGACUGAAGAGACUUCACAGAGACGCGUUGCUAAGCGCAAGGAAAAGCUAAAACAGUGGCAAUCUGACGAGCUUACUGCUGAGAAUGUCUGGAAUCACCACGAGAACUCAACAAACCACUGGCGGUCGAACAUACAUGCUUCAGAACGAAUCAAGCACCAGCGUGUUCUUCAGGAUCAGCAAGACAAUGCUACCUUUAUGGCAACAGUUUUAGCCAAGCUGGAUCAUCAACUAAAAGGUCCAUGUGGUCUGUUUGAGAACAGCCCUCCUGCCCGAUGGCGGCUUGAUGAAACUGAAGGUCGUGACCGAAAGCGUUUGCGCAUCAUUGUCGACAACACGAGCCGAGAUCAAAGCUAUCAGCCCAAACGCAAAGACACUGACCCGCGGGAUCGACUCAAACUCGACACCACUGUGCCUGCCAUUACGGCUAAAGAAGCUGUGGGCAUUACCCCCGUUGGCGGGCGGUCAGCUAGAUCAUUAUCUGGAGCCAGUGCAUCGGGCGACCACGCAGACGACGCAGAGUCGGGUAGUGACGACGACUUUGAAAUGGUUGAAGCCAUGUAUGAGGAUGAAGAUGGCUUCGAGGAUAAGAAUCGGAAAGUCAUGCGCAGUCUUAAUCGUGGAGACCAAGUCCAAUAUGUCUGCAAUAUUUCCCGAGUAGUUGGUCUCGAAGCCAUAGAAGGUCUUCUCAUCGUGGGGAAAGACUGUCUCUACCUGCUAGAUGACUUUUUCCAAAGAUCUGACGGCGAAAUUGUGCGCGUCUGGCAGGCACCGCCCGAUGAGCGUGAUCCAUACGUGCAAGUCAUUGCUGGCAAAGAGGCAGUGACGAACCGUCGCCCACCACCCAGAAGUCAGGAAGAGGCAGUGCGGAAUUGGAAGUGGACCGAAGUCAUCAGCAUCUCAAAGCGGCGCUUCCUCCACCGUGAUGUGGGCAUCGAAAUCUUCUUCGACGACGGACGCAGCUACCUUCUCACAGCCAUCUCUGCACAAGCCCGGAACGACAUACAUUCCCGUGUUCUUCAACGAGCGUCACAUGUAGCAAACCCUGACAAGCUCGGCAACUCUGAAAUCUCGUGGCGGCUCGAUUCCUUGCGCAACCCCGAAGAGGCGCCUCAGACGCUUGGGUCACGCUUCGUAUCUGCAUUUGGUUCGGCUUCGUCACAUCCAGCAACGAAGAAGUGGCUCAAAGGAGAAAUGUCCAACUUCCAUUACCUCAUGUUCGUCAACACGCUCGCCGGGAGGACCUUCAACGACCUCACCCAAUAUCCAGUGUUCCCUUGGGUACUCUCGAAUUACCACAGUGAAGAGCUGGACCUGAGCGAUCCGAGCAACUUUCGGGAUCUCCGGAAGCCUAUCGGUAUUCAAGAUCCCAAACAGGAACAUCUGAUCAGAGAAAGGUUCAGUUCUUUUGCAGAGAUGGGCGAUGCCAGCCAUGCCUUUCAUUACGGGACUCACUACUCGUCUGCCAUGACCGUGGCAUCUUAUCUCAUGCGCCUUCAGCCUUUUAGUGCAGCAUUUUUCCUUAUUCAAGGCGGCACGUGGGAUCAUGCUGAUCGCAUGUUCUACUCGAUUCAGAACGUAUGGGAGUCGGUAUCAGCUAAGAACAUGGCUGACGUACGCGAGCUUACGCCCGAGUUCUAUUUUCUUCCGGAUUUUCUGACAAACGUGAAUGGGUACAAUUUCGGGCUGCGUUCCGACGGCUCCGCUAUUGACGACGUGAAAUUGCCUCCGUGGGCCAAGGGCGAUCCUGCAAUUUUCAUCGCCAAGCAGCGCGAGGCUUUGGAGAGCCCCUACGUCAGCCAGAACCUGCACCACUGGAUCGACUUGAUCUUUGGAUACAAACAGCGCGGUGAGGCUGCUAUUGAGGCUGCGAACGUGUUCCACUACAUGACCUAUCAGGGUGCAAUCGAUCUGGACUCGAUCACCGACGAGAAAGAACGAGCGCAAAAGAUUAGUGUUAUCAAUAAUUUUGGACAAACGCCUCCGCAAGUCUUCCAGAGACCACAUCCCCAAAAGGACAAUGUCACUCGGCCCACUCGGCUCGAUACGUCUGCAGAGAGUCUGCAUCGGGUGCCGGGCACACUUCUAGAAGCUCAUGACCGCAUCUCAUCUCUCAACUAUACCAGCAAGAGCGAUAGGUUGCUGUGCUCAGCGCCAUUCCGCCACAACAUACCUCCCCACCACGAUCGGUACAUGGAGUGGGGCUUCACAGACGGUAGCGUUCGCUUUUAUGAUUCAAGCUCAAAGAAGCUGAUUGGAUUAUUUGAACACUUACACUCGGGCCAAUUGACAACGUCGCACUUUGUGGAUGGCCGAACGCUGAUCACAGCAGGAACGGAUUGUACCCUCGCCAUUUGGAAUGUUAACAAAGGCGAUCGAGGCCGUAUUGAGCUUCAGAACGCCACUACGCUCUUCGGCCACAAGUCGCCUGUCAUGACAAUUGCUGCCAGUCGCGCUGUCUCUGCAUUCUUGUCCGCUUCACUUGAUGGGCGCGUGUUCCUCUGGGACCUUAACCGCAACGAAUUCGUACGCGAGCUAGCCCUUGGUGCGCAGCAAAAGCGGAACCCGGUACCGGUGCAAGCGGCCAAGAUCAAUAGUGUGACGGGCAAUAUUGUCCUUGCCUGCGGAAACCGGUUGAUUGUCUCGACACUCAAUGGCACCAUACUGCUCGACGAAGACAUUUGCGAUAGUGAAGAUGAUACAGACUACAUUACAACGGUGGCAGUCUACGAAGGUGUUGGCAACGAGUGGUGUGAACGGGAACUCAUCUUUACCGGACAUCGAAGAGGAGUGGUGAAGAUUUUCCACCUGGUUCCAACACCUCCAACCAUGACAGUGUCCGCCAAGCCGGCCAAAUGGUCUGCCAAUCUUAUCAAUGUCCUGAACCAUGGCGAUCCUGUGAUGAUGGCGCAAGCAGCGCCCAUAACGUGUAUAUUACCAAUGCCUCACCAUGUUUACACGGGCGACGAGGACGGCAGAGUGUAUGAAUGGGAUUGCGUGCACCGGCAACAUUAA